Messenger RNA from Papaver somniferum (opium poppy), 1780 nucleotides. Its product is annotated as cytochrome P450 CYP82D47-like. Lineage: Eukaryota; Viridiplantae; Streptophyta; Magnoliopsida; Ranunculales; Papaveraceae. Gene Ontology annotation, biological process: defense response to other organism. The transcript is spliced from 2 exons. Gene Ontology annotation, molecular function: oxidoreductase activity, acting on paired donors, with incorporation or reduction of molecular oxygen; monooxygenase activity; iron ion binding. The coding region runs from base 62 to 1714 and encodes 550 amino acids. The record is from RefSeq and is a predicted model, not a curated record.
AGCAAGUCUUGCAGGCUUAUUAGCUACGUUAUCCUUCUUCUAUUAUCUAUGCGUAAGACAAAUGACUAUAAGGUGUACAAGAAGUAACAAUUUCAACAAUGCAGAAGUACUAUCAGCAGGAUGGCCGCCUGAAGCUGUAGGUGCAUUGCCCAUAGUAGGUCAUCUUCUUCAGCUAGUAGGAUCUACGCCACCUUUGUUCAAAAAACUUAGGGACAUGUCUGACAAAUACGGACCUAUCUUCAUGGUUCGGCUUGGUAUGUACCCAACCCUGGUGGUGAGCAGUUGGGAGAUAUGUAAAGAAUGCUUCACUACGAACGACAGGUUCCUCGCUGACCGUCCAUCUGCUGCUUCUUCAAAUAAGCACCUCACUUUCGCCAUGUAUGCUUUUUCGAUGUAUGGUUCUUACUGGCGGGAGAUCCAUAAGAUCUCUACCAUCCAUUUACUCUCACAAAGGCGUAUCCAAUUGUUCAAGCAUAUUCCCUACUUGGAGACUUCUGACUACAUAAAACGAUUACAUCAACGCUGGAUGAAAAGCCAAAGCCAACAAAAUAGUACAAUAGCUUCGACAGGUUUGGUUAAAGUCGAUAUGACCCAAGUUUUUAGAGAGCUAACCUUGAAUGUGAUGUUGAAAGUAAUAGUCGGAAAGUCGAUUUUUAUCAAGAACAAAGACGAUCAUGAAGACGCCACCGUAGGUUAUCAUAACAAGGAGGAGGAACAAGAAGGUAUUAAACUCCACAAGACCAUCAUAGAAUUCUUCACACUAGCAGGGACUUCGGUUGCAUGUGAUGUUCUUCCAUUCCUUGGGUGGCUGGAUGUCGAUGGACAAAAAAGACACAUGAAGAGAGUAGCCAAGGAGAUGGACUUGUUUGCUUCCAUAUGGCUUGAAGAGCAUCGACAGAAAAAGAGACUCCAAACGUGGAAAACAGCAACAGGAGGCACUAAUAAUAAUCAUGAUGAUGAGAACGACUUCAUGUACGCAAUGAUGUCAGUUCUUGAUGAAGAAAAUGGUAAUCUGUUCUUUGGUUACAAUCGUGAUUCUGUCAUCAAAGCAACCUGUCUGCAACUUAUAUUAGCUGGCUCAGACAGCACAUCAAUUACGUUGACAUGGGCACUCUCAUUACUACUUAGCAAUCCUAGUGCCUUAAGGAAGGCUCAAGAUGAGCUUGACAACAAAGUUGGCAAGAACAGAAAUGUAGAGGGGAGUGAUAUCAAUGACCUCGUCUACCUCCAAGCAGUCGUCAAGGAAACCCUCCGGUUGUACCCUCCUGGGCCACUCUCCCUAGCUCAUGAGGCUAUAGAAGACUGUAAUGUAGGUGGGUACAAAGUGAAAGCAGGCACCCGUCUGUUCGUCAAUCUGUGGAAACUGCACCGUGAUCCUCGUGUGUGGUCAAACCCAUUAGACUUCAAGCCAGAGAGGUUUCUUCCAAAUUUCGAUGGCGAUGGUGUUUGUGGUGAAGCGGCAAACAUGGAUUUCCGUGGUCAAGAUUUUGGCUACAUACCAUUUGGAUCAGGGCGAAGGAUGUGCCCAGGGAUCAACUUCGCCAUCCAAAAUAUUCACAUGGUGUUAGCUCGCUUCCUUCAUGCAUUCGAUUUCACCGCAGCUGGAGGACUAGAAAUAGACAUGCCGAUGGAAGGUUCGGGUUUAACAGUGCCCAAAGCAACUCCACUUGAAGUUCACAUUAUCCCACGGCUCCCUGUCACACUUUACUUGUAGUAACGAAUAUUUAAGUGUGUCCUUGUAUUAUUAUUAUUAUUAUUAUUAUUAUUAUUAUUUUUAUUA